AUGUAUUUCCUCUCGUUCCAGGCUGCCUUCCACUGGGUGAAUCCUCUCUCCAUGAGGUACCUCCGCAACAGACGCGCGCAUCAUACCAACAUUGUAAAGGCCGAGCUGGAGGAGGUGGAGGUGGUGAGGAGGAGCUACCACAGUGCCAAGGCGAAGAGCAACCGCAAAGCCCAGGUCCUGGAGGCGCCCUGCAGCGCCACCAGCCCGUCGCCACUGUCCUCCGAGGACGAGCAGUCGGGCGAGGACAACGCAGAGGAACCCGAAGGCAAGCAGGGGGAAGGGACAUCGCAGGCGGAAGAAAAUCCCGACGCCGGCCUGGACGGAGAUCUCCCUGAGGCUAUGGGCGUCUCGGAGGCGUGUGAGCGAGUUGAGAAAUUGGACUUGCAGGAGGGCGAGCCGGAGACUGUAACGGAAAGGCUGUAAGGACGAGAUUCGUAGACUUCUAUGCAGUAUUAUGAGAGAUUAAUUGGUAGACCAUUCUCUUCCAUGAUGUAAUGAGAUUAUAAUGUAGACCGGUGUGCUUUAAUCAAGUUGGAUGUCCCUCUGGAACAAUGACAGUUUCCUGCAUUUAUUUUCAGCUUAGGAUUUCAGUUAUUUACCAGAUUAUUGAAAGAAAAAGUUUAAUGCGGCAUAGGUCAUCCAUUUUAAAGAUAUCACAGGAGUACUGUGUAAAUUAUCAAUAUAACAUUAUAACUUCAAGAUGUAGAAGGUAGAGCCAUCUCAGAAUAACAAAAUCAGAACAUUCUAAAAUACUAGUCUUAACAUAAUUAAAAAGUUGAUUUGCAUUACUAAGUGGUGCUGCUUGUGCCUCCAGUACGUUAGUAGGUAUCUAUUAUUAUUUAAGUGGGCGCUUUGGGACAAAACGUCCAGUGUAUGUCUGAGUAUCUCUCUCUCUCUCUCUCUUCUCUCUCUCUCUCUCUCUCUCUCUCUCUC
This is a messenger RNA of Penaeus monodon (black tiger shrimp), 933 nucleotides long. RefSeq lists its product as uncharacterized. The transcript is spliced from 2 exons. NCBI's taxonomy places the organism in Eukaryota, Metazoa, Arthropoda, Malacostraca, Decapoda, Penaeidae. The coding region runs from base 1 to 423 and encodes 140 amino acids. The record is from RefSeq and is a predicted model, not a curated record.